This is a messenger RNA of Strongylus vulgaris, 960 nucleotides long. NCBI's taxonomy places the organism in Eukaryota, Metazoa, Nematoda, Chromadorea, Rhabditida, Strongylidae. The record is from the annotation of a GenBank genome assembly.
AUGAAUGUGAUUGACUGGAGUAGCACCGGAAUAGUGGCUGUGGCGCUAUCUUGCACCCUGUAUCUCUGGAACGCUGAUAGCGGCGAUAUACAGGUGCUGUUUGAACUGGAUGAAAACAACGAGAUGAAUUUGAUAACAUCCGUGAAGUGGUCAGCGGAUGGCAAAUUUUUAGCCGUGGGAUUCAAGGAUGGUUCAUUGAAAUUAUAUGAUCCCGCGCGAACUGUUCCGCCUAAUGGGAAGUUGGAGUUGAGAACUAUGAAGCCGCCGCGACAGUCUCGAAACGGAGUGCUCGGAUGGCGUGGUGCUGUUGUUUCUGCUGGAUACCAAUCGGGACAAAUCAUCCACCACGACGUUAGAGUCGCAAAACACAUUACAGGAGUAUGGGAAGGCCAUGAGCGCGAAGUGGUGGGAUUGCAUUGGGCACCAAAUCAGACAAAGUUGGCUACUGGAAGCGGCGAUAACACUGUACGCGUUUGGGAUGAUAGUCGACUUGGAAGUAACACAACGGAAAGCUUGUUUGUACUGGAUGACCAUGUCGGUUCUGUUAGAGCCGUACAAUUCUGCAAUUACAAGACAAGUCUUUUGGCGACCGGAGGAGGCAUGCAGUGCAAGGCGAUCAAAUUGUGGAAUGUGAACAGUGGAGAGCUGCUAAAGAGCAUUGAUACAGGAGCUGCUGUUAAUGGUAUCAUAUUCAAUAGUGACUAUAAGGAGAUGAUGUCUGCUCACGCAUGCGGAAAACUGGUCAUUUGGAAGCAUCCAAACUAUAGUGAGAUCGCUAAACUAUCAGGCCACGCUCCUGAGCGUGCUAUCUCUAUCGUUCAGUCCCCUUGUGGUCAAUUUGUUAUGACUGCAGGCGGAGAUGAAGCUCUCCGCACUUGGCAUCCGUUUAAGGCGGAGAUGAAGCUCUCCGCACUUGGCAUCCGUUUAAGGUAUAUUAGUUUCUCCGUACUUACGGAGUAA